Messenger RNA from Entamoeba invadens IP1, 557 nucleotides. RefSeq names its product heat shock protein, putative. Gene Ontology annotation, molecular function: misfolded protein binding; heat shock protein binding; ATP-dependent protein folding chaperone. Gene Ontology annotation, cellular component: cytoplasm. The transcript has a single exon. Gene Ontology annotation, biological process: protein refolding; cellular response to unfolded protein. The record is from RefSeq and is a predicted model, not a curated record. NCBI's taxonomy places the organism in Eukaryota, Evosea, Mastigamoebida, Endamoebidae. The annotation marks the transcript as partial.
UUGAUUCAGGUGGAAUACAAAGGAGAGACAAAAAAGUUCACUCCAGAAGAGAUCAGUUCGAUGGUGCUGACAAAGAUGAAGGAGACAGCAGAAGCGUUUUUUGGUGGGAAAGUCAACAACGCAGUCAUCACAUGUCCAGCCUAUUCAAUGACUCACAGCGACAGGCAACAAAGGAAGCAGGCACAAUUGCAGGCAUCAAUGUGCUCAGAAUCAUCAAUGAGCCAACAGCCGCUGCUAUUGCUUACGGACUUAACAAGAAGACGGAGAGAGAAAAGAACGUCUUGAUCUUUGAUCUUGGUGGUGGAACAUUUGAUGUCUCACUUCUUGCUAUUGAUGAUGGCGUCUUUGAAGUGAAGGCAACAAACGGCAACACACACCUUGGUGGCGAAGACUUUGAUAACAGAAUGGUCAACCACUUCAUUGCUGAGUUCAAGAGAAAGCACAAGAAAGACAUUUCAGGCAAUGCACGAGCAGUCAGAAGACUCAGAACAUCGUGUGAAAGGGCGAACACCGUCAUCGGCAGCAACAGCAAACAUCGAAGUCGACCAGUUGUAUGA